AUGAUGAGAUAUACUUUUUCAUCUGGCCAGUUCAUACUGCUCAGUUUGGUCAUCGCAAUAAUUUCAACAUUUUUUGAUUGUUAUGAAAUUUGUGAGAAUCGUGGACUAGCGACUUAUAGCAAAUUAAUUUUUGGAAACGACUCACAUGAAUACUCUCACUAUUACUACUAUUUUCAGACAAUCCGCCGUAAUCAGCCUUCUCCAGUUGUAGAUGAACAGUUUGUAAAAUUGGCUGCUGACGAGAAAAUCCCUCUGAAAUUCCCGUUUAAAUUCUAUGGCACAAACGUCAGUGAACUAAAGAUGUACAGUAGUGUAAACACAGGUUCAUUAGAAAUGAAAAUAGAAAAUGGAUUGGGAACGAUUUACACUGACUUACUAAAGAGUGGGUUGCCUGAAUAUGAGAUUUCGAAUGAGAAGGAAUUUGUAGCUGUCCGAAUGAUUUUUCACCGAAACAUUGAUGGUAAAAGUGUUGAAUUGAAGGUGUUAAAUCUCAUACAUCCGAGCGGGAAGAUAUCUGUUUAUUAUGAGAACGUUUCUGAGGAAAUCAGGGAAAAUGAAUUGGAAUCGGUCGUUAACCGUCACUUCCUGUGUCAAGUAGGAGGUAACAAAUGUCAUUUAUAUUCUGAUUUACACUGAAAUACAUGAACAACCAUCUGUUAGACUAA
Molecule: messenger RNA, 665 nt
Organism: Schistosoma haematobium
Lineage: Eukaryota; Metazoa; Platyhelminthes; Trematoda; Strigeidida; Schistosomatidae
Exons: 8
Coding region: 1-636 (211 amino acids)
Source: RefSeq, a predicted model, not a curated record